UAGAUCUGCUUGGAUUUCAACUCGAUGCUGCCACGUCAUCUAAAACAAUCUAAGGGCCAGCAGUAAAACACUCCAGAUUACCAAUUUUAAGCCAGCCGCACCGAAUUCCUUCGCAUAUCCCAAAACGCAACCAUCCAACCAUUCCCGCACUGGAGAAGCUCGCCAAUCGGACAACCGUCGGAGCUCGGUGGAGGCCCGUGGACGGUUUGCGGAAACUAAAGAGACGGCGGCGCGAGGUUCUUCGAGACGUCGAUGAACUCCUCGUCGUCGGAUUUGGGGAUGGGUAUCAGCAAUGUUCCGCCAAUCUCAUCUUUUCCUCUUUGUUCCCACUGUAAAUCAUAUAAGUCCUAGAUAAUUGUUCAAGAUUGAAGCUUCGUUUCCGUCUGAAAAGCUUAUGAUUUGAAUUGAACUGGGGAAGUUAGUGGCCGGAUUGCAUCAUGCAAGGACUCGAUCAAGUUAGUUAUGCAUCAGUAAGUAAAUUGGUAUUAGAUUGGUCUUUCCCGUUCCUUCCUGACUGCACACAACUACUUUCAUCAUCACUCCUUUAUCAGGCAUGAAGGUGGAUUUCUGUCACAGAAGGAACGGAGGAUGAGAGAGGUUGAAAGAGUGAGAAAGGAUAAAGAAGGGAAGACUGAUCUGAUAUGGGUGGUCUCAGGUUCUUCUUUGAGAGUAUUUUACUGCUGGCCCUUAGAUUGGCUUUAGAUGACAUGGCAACUUGGAGUUGAAAUCCAAGCAGAUCUAAGCAAGGUUUCUCCAAGCAGAGAAGCCAAAUACUUGGCGGUUUAAAAAAAAAGGAGUAGUCUUCGUUGUUAUGGAAAAAGCCGCCGACGAAGUAACGAAGGCUGUCUCCGAUUUGACGAUGGACGGGGAAGGCGGCACUAAAAUAAGCAAAAACGCACUCAAGAAGGAGUUGAAGAACCAGAAGAAGGAAGAGGAGCGGCGCCGCAAAGAGGAGGAGAAAGCUGCACAGGCUGCUGCCAGCGGUUCGCAGCCAAAGGGGAAAAAUGCAGCUAAUGAAGAUGAAGAAAUGGACCCAAGGCUAUAUCAUGAAAACAGGCUCAAGUAUAUUGCUUCGAUAGAAAACGCAUACCCUCACAAAUUCAAUGUUACAAUGUCUGAUCAAACAUAUCUGGAAAAAUUUGGGGGCCUAGAGAAUGGGGAGCAUAAGGAGGAUAUCACUGUUUCAUUGGCAGGGCGAAUCAUGCGCAAAAGAUCGUCCAGCACAAAGCUUUUGUUUUAUGAUUUGCAUGCCACUCCUGGUGGUUGGAAGGUCCAAGUUAUGGCAGAUGCCAGGACAUCAGAGCUGGAUGAAUCUGAAUUUAUUAGGUUCCACUCCACUGUCAAGCGUGGUGAUCUUGUUGGUAUUAGUGGGUUUCCAGGGAAAACUAAGAGGGGAGAGCUUAGUAUAUUCCCAAGAUCAUUUACAGUGCUAUCACAUUGCUUGCAUAUGUUGCCAAGGUCGAAACCUGAGCGUGUUCCUGAUAAUGCCAAUGUGGAGAGAACUGAUGGAUGGGUCCCAGGACGUCCCAGGAAUCCUGAAACAUACACUCUGUAUCAGGAAACUCGUUAUCGUCAACGUUACCUGGAUUUAAUAUUGACCAGCGAAGUUCGACAAAUAUUCAAGACCAGAUCCAAGAUCGUCAGGUACAUCAGGAAGUACUUUGACGAACUUGAUUUCCUGGAGGUCGAGACUCCAAUGAUGAACAUGAUUGCUGGUGGCGCGGCUGCCCGUCCUUUUGUCACCUAUCAUAAUGAUCUGAACAUGAAGCUUUUCAUGCGUAUUGCACCCGAACUCUAUCUCAAGCAGUUAGUUGUUGGUGGACUGGACCGUGUAUAUGAGAUUGGGAAGCAAUUCAGAAAUGAGGGUAUUGAUUUGACACACAAUCCUGAGUUCACCACAUGUGAAUUUUACAUGGCCUAUGCUGAUUACAAUGACGUGAUGACGAUGACUGAGGAAAUGCUGAGUGGGAUGGUCAAGGAAAUUACAGGAGGAUAUAAAGUUAUGUACCAUUCAAAUGGGCUUGAUAAGGAUCCUAUUGAAAUAGACUUCACUCCCCCUUUCCGAAGGAUCGACAUGGUCGAAGAACUAAACAGGAUUGCAAAUCUCAACAUAAACCCAAAGGAUCUUUCCAGUGAGGAAGUAAACAGUUAUCUCAAGGAGGCGUGCAAGAAGUUUGAGAUCCAAUGUUCCCCACCUGAAACAACCGCCCGUUUACUGGACAAGCUUGUGGGACACUUUUUAGAGGAGACGUGUGUCAAUCCAGCAUUUAUAAUUAACCAUCCGGAGAUAAUGAGUCCGUUGGCUAAGUGGCACAGAUCGAAGCCUGGCCUUACUGAACGAUUUGAGUUGUUUAUCAAUAAACAUGAGGUUUGCAAUGCAUACACUGAAUUGAAUGAUCCUGUGGUACAACGCCAACGGUUUGCUGAUCAACUUAAGGAUCGAGCUUCAGGUGAUGAUGAAGCAAUGGCUUUGGACGAAACAUUUUGUACUGCUCUGGAGUAUGGGUUACCUCCUACUGGUGGCUGGGGCUUGGGUGUUGACCGCUUAUGCAUGUUACUGACAGACUCACAGAAUAUUAAGGAAGUGCUUCUAUUCCCGGCCAUGAAACCCCAAGAUGAUCAACCUCCAGCAGAACCAACAAUCGCAGGUGCUUAGCUGUUGGACUGUUAGGAGUAUUGGUUUUGCUGCAAUCAAUUCUCAUUUUAUGCGUUGGUAAGACUUGAAGCAGUUGUCGACAUGUUGAUGCAUCCUGGGCUUGUUUUUGUUACUACUGUUUCUCAAGUUAUUGCUAAAAUGCCUGAUGGGUAACUUGUUUUUUGAGUAACAUCUAAAAUGUACCCAUAUUAAUGCAGUAGCUCCCAGAGCGUUGAUUAUUUGUGAUUGACAAAGUAAUUCAUCAAUCGUUUGGAACCUUGGCAUUGCUCUCAAUUCUAAUGUUGUGAAUUUGGUCUUCCCAUUGUAGUCUUUCAAAUUGGCAGAUUGCAUGUUGUAGUAAAAGAAUCCAGGUUGAACCGUC
Fragaria vesca subsp. vesca is the source of this 3017-nucleotide messenger RNA. Its product is annotated as lysine--tRNA ligase-like. Lineage: Eukaryota; Viridiplantae; Streptophyta; Magnoliopsida; Rosales; Rosaceae. Gene Ontology annotation, molecular function: lysine-tRNA ligase activity; ATP binding; tRNA binding. Gene Ontology annotation, cellular component: cytosol; cytoplasm. The record is from RefSeq and is a predicted model, not a curated record. The coding region runs from base 812 to 2656 and encodes 614 amino acids. Gene Ontology annotation, biological process: lysyl-tRNA aminoacylation. The transcript has 15 exons.